AUGAGGGAUGGUGAGGUUCCCUCCCCCAGUGGGAAGAUAUCAGGCCAGAGAGGUUUCAGCAAAUAUGAGUCUCCUUCCAUUAAAGAGGAAUUUGAGCACCAGAAAAUGAAACAGGAACAGCCAGAGCUCCCUCAACAGCAAAAGAGAGAAGCGCAACUUCCAAUCAAAAAGGUGCAGGUAGAGCUGCCAUACAUUAAAGAGGAGGACGAUAUCACCAGAUCGACUGGUGAGCCCCUGAAGAGUGAAGAUUGUCUGAGUGAGGCCAGCAGAGGGACGGAGCCUCAGAGCAGCAACUCAACACAAGGCUUGCAAACUGACAUUUUCAUCGCUCCAUCGGACAGAAAUGGUGCCACAUCACACUCAACUUACAAUGAUGAUGGUCAUAAGAAAUCUCACUGUGACGACAAACACUGCAAAUGCUCUCAGUUUUGUGGUCAUAAAUUCACUCGAAAGGAAACCUUAAACAGUCACACAAGAACCCACACUGGUGAAAAACCUUUUGCCUGCUCAGUUUAUGGUCAAACAUUUAGUGGUAAGCAAAACCUAGGAAUACAUUUAACAACCCACACUUGUGAAAAACCUUUUUCCUGCUCAGUUUGUGGUAAAGGAUUCAGUCUAAAGCAAGACGUACAAAGACACAUAAGAAACCACACUGGUGAAAAACCUUUUGUCUGCUCAGUUUGUGGUCAAGGAUUCAGUCUAAACCAAGACGUACAAAGACACAUGAGAACCCACACUGGUGAAAAACCUUUCGUCUGCUCAGUUUGUGGUCAAGGAUUCAGUCAAAAGAAAGACGUACAGGAACACAUAAGGACUCACACUGGUGAAAAACCUUUUUCCUGCUCCGUUUGUGGUCAAGGAUUCGCUCGAAAGCAACACUUGAAAACACACACAAGAACCCACACUGGUGAAAAACCUUUUGCCUGCUCAGUUUGUGGUCAAGAAUUCAGUCUAAAGCAUGAUGUACAAAGACACAUAAGAACCCACACUGGUGAAAAACCUUUUGUGUGCUCAGUUUGUGGUCAUAAAUUCACUCGAAAGGAAAACUUAUAG
Molecule: messenger RNA, 1053 nt
Organism: Nerophis lumbriciformis (worm pipefish)
Lineage: Eukaryota; Metazoa; Chordata; Actinopteri; Syngnathiformes; Syngnathidae
Source: RefSeq, a predicted model, not a curated record